CGGAAGCUGGGUCGUUUAAACGCGCUUGCUGGAACAGGAAGAGAAGCAGACAACUUCGAUGUGGUUGAUUUGAGAAGUUCACCAAAGUUGCUGUUUUCCCACUCAGUGUUUUUGGUGAUUUGCUGUCUGUCAGCUGGCAGUACUCUCUGUCAGGUUAUCUUCAGAGGCCUUAACAAGAGAUGACGCUGCAAUGGACUGUGGUGGCCCUCUUCCUCUAUGUGGAGAUGGGCAUUCUUGUCAUCCUCUGUUUACCCUUCAUCUCAGCCAGGAGGUGGCAGAGUAUUUUCCAGCUGAGGAUCUGGAGCAGUGUGGCGCAGUUAUGGAACAAAGUGUUUCUCACAAUGAUCAUAAUACUUAUUGUCCUCUUCCUUGAUGCAGUGCGUGAGGUGAGGAAAUAUUCAGGUAAAGAAGUUGGCACAGAUGCCAAGCUGCAACCGAGCAUGUUUGAUCACCUGCACAUGAAGCUUUUCAGGGCCCAGAGGAACCUCUACAUCUCUGGCUUCGCUGUCUUUCUCUGGCUGGUUAUGAAGCGAGUGGUCACCUUGAUUAACCAACUGGCAUCAGUGUCUUCCACUACUGCUGCUCUUCAGGCUCAGGCCGACAGUGCUAACCAGACUGCCAAGAAAUACAUGGAGGACAAUGAGUUGCUCAAACAGACUCUGAUGGAAGGGAAGGGUGAUAAGGCGACCGCAGAGGGCAUGGAGCUGUUGAGGAAAGAUGUGGAGAGACUGAAAGAAGAACUGAAGACCUCAGGAGAUGCCCUGAAGAAAUCCCAGUCAGAGGCAGAUGUGAUGAAGAAGCAGACGGAUGGCCUCGCCAGGGAGUAUGACAGACUGUUGAAAGAACAUCAGGAGCUCCAGAAUCUCCAAGACAGCGGAAACAAAAAGGACGACUAAUAAUUGUAAAAUCCUCCAGAAGGUUGAAGUCUUUACACAGCAACAAACUCGAGAGAGCCACCGCAAUGCACGCACGCUUUACCUUCAUAUCACGCCUUGUGUCACAGUGCAUAUCACAAAACCAGGAUUGGCUCCUCUAAGGUGGCAGUAAUGGUUUUAAAGCAUGGAGGCACAUUUUUAUGAGGGCACCAGACUGGCUUAAACGGAAUGAGUAACAUUUGAUGGUUUCUUGUUUCUGCCUGGCACAGUGUGACUGAGAGGAUUGCUUUUUCAAGUGCACACUCUAUCAGGCAGAUUAAUUGCGCACGGUAAUUAGAGAGAAUUUAGUCGGUAAUUGACCCAGGUCUGAUCACCGACAACUUAAUAUGUUAAAGGAAUAUGCAACAAGGAUGGGUGUUGUUUUAUGGUUUGUACAUUUGUUUUUUAUCCAGGUGCACAGUGUACAGGGCAGGAUUUGUUGUAAUCUAGAGCUCUCUGUUACUGUUACUGUGGUAAACAGCUAUGAAUGUAUUUUGAUAUUAAGGGUUUGCUUCUUUAUUUUUCGGUAUAUAGCAGGGACACCUGCUGCACCCACUUUGAGCCGAAUGGCACAGUAUGUAUAUUUAGUCUGUUCUUGCAUGGCUGUGCAAAUAUAGUUUGCAUGUGCAGUGGCACUUAGACAAAUCAUUUUCAUACUUUUUGUUGUAUUACAGCCGAUGAUCUGUACUUUAAGUAAAGGAUAAUGGUUAGAGAGUUCUAUCAUCCAGUGCUGAUAUAAAUAAAACUGAAUAUCUGUAGGAAUAGAAAAUUGCAUUAAACCACCGUUCAACCACAUGUUCUUAAUUAAAGUUUAUAAUACAAUAGAUUCAGUCUUGGUCAAAGGUAGGUGUUAAAAUAUGUCUUGUGUAUGUUUCUCAGCCACAGAAGGCCCAGAUUGCUGUAUAUUUGCUGCACUGCGUGUUUCAUUUUUGGGUUAGCGCAUGAGUUGUAGUUAUGUGUCAUGAAAAUAAUGAUUGUUAUAUUUCUGUUAUUUAGACAGAGCCUUGUCACUGUGAAAGAGGAGCAGAGGUUGUGAUAUCCAGAUGCUUUUAUGUCCCCCAUUUUUUUUAAAUGAUUAAUAGGCAUUGUCGGUCUGUCCACAGUUAUGUAUCAGGACAUAAAACUGCAAAAAAAAAUCCCACAAAAGUUGUUUUCUGCCUUUUCUGUUAAAGACAGAAAUCAGAUUGAAGUGCCUUUUUAUUUGGAUGAAGUACAUUUACUUUAAUAAAGAUUCAUUCCUUUA
Morone saxatilis (striped sea-bass) is the source of this 2157-nucleotide messenger RNA. It is a transcript of the gene bcap29, whose product is annotated as B cell receptor associated protein 29. Lineage: Eukaryota; Metazoa; Chordata; Actinopteri; Moronidae. The transcript has 8 exons. The coding region runs from base 180 to 896 and encodes 238 amino acids. The record is from RefSeq and is a predicted model, not a curated record. Gene Ontology annotation, biological process: intracellular protein transport; endoplasmic reticulum to Golgi vesicle-mediated transport. Gene Ontology annotation, cellular component: endoplasmic reticulum; endoplasmic reticulum membrane.